This is a messenger RNA of Anopheles arabiensis, 1980 nucleotides long. RefSeq lists its product as uncharacterized. Gene Ontology annotation, molecular function: serine-type endopeptidase activity. The transcript is spliced from 7 exons. Bases 153 to 1916 code for a protein of 587 amino acids. NCBI's taxonomy places the organism in Eukaryota, Metazoa, Arthropoda, Insecta, Diptera, Culicidae. The record is from RefSeq and is a predicted model, not a curated record. Gene Ontology annotation, biological process: proteolysis.
CACCUUGGAUGGGGAACUUUGGAGCGAUAAGUUGUUCGGGCGAAAGAAGACAAGGUGGCCCGCUGUAGAAUCGAAUCGUCGUUCAGCGCAGUCUAAUCCAGUCAGUUGUUGAGGGAACAAGUUUUAUUCCAGCACGGCUUAGCGAGAGUAACAUGAGCCGCGUGUAUCGGUGGGGUUGGUUAGCAGCGCUACUGGUGUUGGUGAUCAUUAGCGCAGCGCAAAGUUCCAAUCCUCAGGAGUACGAUGGACGAUCGAUGCUGCAAGACUUUAGGAACCGCUUUAUGACCUACGAGCACAUUGAGAUCGAUGAGUGUCCCUUGAAGUAUCUCCGGACGGUGUACAGCGACUAUUGUCACGUUGCGCUCAUCAAGAAAAAUGACAGCAGCACCUGUCUGGGAGUGUUGAUAAACGACUACUAUCUACUAUCGACCGCAGAAUGUGUGCCGGAAGACUGGAAAUCGGUUCAGGUGCAGCUGCAAAACAACUUCAAUCUACCGAUCGCCGAUCGGUUGGUAUAUCCCAACUACAAGGCACUGAACGUGACCAGCGAAAAAGCACCAAUUCUGUUGCGAAUUAAUGGAACAACCGAAUACAGACUGCCCCAGGAAAACACGGCCGCCUGUCUCUGGCCAAAGGAUAAUGUUAUCUCCUACUCCAAAGUGCAAGAUAUCGCUUUCGGUACUACCCUUGGAAAUCUCAUUCAAAAUACGACCGUCUGCUUGGCAUCGACGCAGGAAGAUUGCCUCAAAACAACCUUUGCCCAAUGGUGCGAAAGGAACCCAACGGGCAGCCUGUUGCAAAUACGUGAUUUGGACAAAUACUCCAUGCACCCGAUGGUGGUCAGCUUGUUCUGCAACGAGGAGCAGCAGCUGGUGCCGGUGUCACUGUACGCCGACUGGAUUCGCGAUGUGAUUGCGCUGGACCGAAUUUUGUUCGCGAUCCCGGACGCCGGACUGGGUGAAAAGUGUAUCACGAAAGAUGAUAAGGAAGGUGUUUGCCUGCGCCUCGAAGCCUGCCCCCAGGUCUACCGGCAGCUGAAGGGCAAGGGGCGCAAUUUGGCCGCCCUCCAGCAGUGCGGUUUCGAAGGGGGCGAUGUGCUCAACUGCUGCACGCCCGACGACAUGCUGAAGGCAGACGACAAGCAGGCAAAGCUGCAGAGCAUCCGGCGUGAGAUUGAGCACUGCCACGAGCUGUACGAUGUGCACCGCCGCACGACCAAGGAGCAGCAGCUUCACUCGCAACUUGCGCUUAUACUGGGCGACGAGGGCAAGGUGGAAUGUGUCGGAACACUGAUCGCGAAGCAGUUCGUACUGACCGCGGCCCAGUGCGUGUUACGCGUCAAGUCUAAGACAAUUACGGUACAGCUGGGAACUACCGGAAAGGACGAAUGGCUCAACCAAACACGUAGCGUCGUCUCCACUGUGGUUCAUCCGAUGUUUGAUCAUCACACUAAUCAUUAUAACAUCGCCCUGCUAGCACUCGACGCACCGGUCGCGAUUACCGAGCACACUGUACCGGCCUGUAUGUGGCCCGAAAAGGAUCGAAUGCCUGCCCAGCUCAUCUCAACCGGUUACGAUGCCGCCUCGGACGCCAUCAUCGCUGAUACGGUGAACCCACUGUACUACAUCGACUGUCGUCUGAAGUACUAUUCCAACCUUACGCUAACGGAGGCAUGCGUAUUGCCCGAUACGGACAUUUCCUACUGUGGCGAUGAGCCAACGGCUUGUGCAGAAUCAGGCACCGGACUGUACGGAACGGUGUACAUGACGUCAGACUGGCGCCCGGUAAACUUCGUGGUCGGCAUCUACAGCAACGGUGCCCAGUGUGCUCAGCAUCGUCCGGCGAUUUAUACACGAGUAAGCGAGUACUACCCAUGGAUCAGGGCUCAGCUCUAUCUGAUGGCACAGGAUAUGUGAAGACAAUCAAUUCAUACCAUUUAAAAAUUUAAAAUGCAGGAAAAAUAUAACGUUUAAUAAGCAA